GUGGUUUGAGCGUGUCAGCAUGCUGGUGAUUCUGCUGAACUGCGUCACGCUCGGCAUGUUCCAGCCCUGCCAAGACCUGGAGUGCAACACUGACAGGUGCAGCAUCCUGCAGGCCUUCGAUGACUUCAUCUUUGCAUUCUUUGCUGUGGAGAUGGUGGUUAAAAUGGUGGCCUUGGGUAUAUUUGGUCCGAAAUGUUACCUUGGCGACACCUGGAACCGCCUUGACCUCUUUAUCGUCAUGGCUGGGAUGCUGGAGUAUUCUUUAGAUGGUCAUAACGUUAGUUUCUCAGCCAUCAGAAUCGUGCGGGUUCUCAGACCAUUACGAGCCAUCAACAGAGUUCCCAGUAUGCGAAUCCUGGUGACAUUGCUGUUGGAUACUUUACCGAUGCUAGGAAACGUCUUGCUGCUUUGUUUCUUCGUGUUUUUCAUCUUUGGGAUUGUUGGCGUGCAGCUGUGGGCAGGGCUUCUGCGCAACCGCUGCUUUUUUGACAACAACGUCAGAAUGCUGUAUAAUGUUUCAAAGUCUGUGAGUGAAUACUACAGACUGGACGAAGCAGAUGACAUCCCCUUCAUUUGCUCCACCACUCGAGAGAACGGAAUGUUGCACUGCUCCAACAUCCCGAAACGCAGAGUUGGACGGGCUGAUUGUGAACUCACGGCUGAUAAUGUCACAGAUCUUGUUUUCAAAGAUCCCCCUCAUCAUGGAUGUGUAAACUGGAACUUGUAUUACAACAACUGCAGUGCAAGCGAACACAAUCCACAUAAUGGGGCUAUCAAUUUUGACAACAUUGGAUGUGCUUGGAUUGCUAUCUUUCAGGUCAUCACGUUAGAGGGAUGGGUGGAUAUCAUGUACUAUGUCAUGGAUGCGCAUUCCUUUUACAACUUCAUCUAUUUCAUCUUUCUUAUCAUUGUAGGCUCCUUCUUCAUGAUCAACCUGUGCCUGGUCGUCAUUGCAACACAGUUCUCCGAGACCAAACAACGUGAGAACCAGCUGAUGCAGGAGCAGCGGGCACGUUUCCGCAGUAACGAAUCCACCUUAGCUAGCCUGACCGAACCAGGAUCCUGCUACGAAGAAAUGCUGAAAUACCUCGUCCACGUUUGUCGUAAACUUUGCCGUCAUGCCGCACGCCUCUAUGGUGAAUUAUGCCACAAGAGACACGGUGGUGUGGCCAAUUCCAGCAGCUCCUUCUCAGUGGGCGGGACUAAUGACUAUCGGAGUGACAAUGGGACAAAAAUGGGUCCGACCCAAUACUGUAUGCUGCAUUAUCAUCAUCCUCCUCAGCAUCAACAUUAUAUCAGUAAUGGCAUAGAAAUGAAGACCCUUCAUCUCGAUAGAGAUGCUCAGAGUUCCAAAACGACUCCAUCGCUUCCACUUGCACUACAGAAUUUAAAGGGUUUGAGGCUCGGUAUGAACUAUCCCACCAUCCUGCCCUCCAAACUAUACACAAACCCACAUACUCGCUCACACUCGACAGGUGGAGUCAAAGCACCAGCUUUCCAUCAUGGACUGAAUGGCAGGAAGAUUUCCAUUUGUAGUGGAUACCAUGGUACUUACAAGUUGCAGCAUGGUGUGUAUCCGGGCACAUGCUCGAGUGUGUGUGUGGACAGCAGGGUUGGGCUGGUGUCUUCAGAGUCGUCCUCCUGCCCAAUUUGUGCCCUGGAAGGCGAUGGUGUUAAUUGCAACUCCAACACUGAAUCGGACCGAGAGAAACAUGGGCCAGACGUCAGCUCAGAACAGAGCAAAAGAAACCAGGAUUUGAGAGAAAAGGGGUCUGGGCAUGAGAAUUGUGUGUGUAUGUGUGUACAUUAUUCCAGAGCCAUUUUGAGGCGGAUUGUGGACAGCAAGUACUUCAACAGAGGGAUAAUGAUUGCAAUCCUUAUCAAUACACUCAGCAUGGGAGUGGAGUACCAUGAGCAGCCGGAGGAGCUGACAGACGUGUUGGAGAUCAGUAAUAUUGUCUUCACUAGUUUGUUUGCGUUAGAGAUGCUCCUGAAGCUUUUGGCCUGCGGUCUGUUCAACUACAUCAGCAACCUAUACAAUAUCUUUGACGGCAUCAUCGUUACAAUCAGUGUGUGUGAGAUCGUCGGACAAGCGGAUGGAGGGUUUUCGGUUUUGCGGACGUUUCGUUUGCUCAGGGUACUAAAGCUGGUGCGGUUCCUCCCAGCUCUGCGCAGGCAGCUGGUGGUACUGAUGAAGACCAUGGACAAUGUGGCCACAUUCUGCAUGCUGCUGAUGCUCUUCAUCUUCAUCUUUAGUAUAUUGGGAAUGCAUCUGUUUGGGUGUAAGUUUACUCUGCGUUUGGAGAAUGGAGACACUGUGUCAGAUAGGAAGAACUUUGACUCACUCCUCUGGGCCAUCGUCACCGUGUUCCAGAUUUUGACCCAGGAGGACUGGAAUGUGGUUCUGUAUAACGGCAUGGCCUCCACCUCCCCCUGGGCGGCUCUGUACUUUGUGGCCUUGAUGACCUUUGGGAAUUACGUCCUCUUCAACUUACUCGUUGCCAUCUUAGUAGAGGGCUUUCAAGCUGAGGGUGAUGCUAGCAGAUCAGACACUGAUGACAUGUCGUCUGACUAUGGUGAUGAGGACAAACUGAGAGAACUACUGAAUUCAGGAUCAGAGAUGAAAAUGCAGACAUUAAUGCCCAUCUCCAAUGGACAUCUGGAACCUCGAGCAUCCAUGCCACCUCACAACACACACAUACAGCUCAACGCCACACCCAGAACUGAGGUGUCACACAUCUAUAGCCAAUCACGGCGCAACAGCAACACCUCCACCGAGCCCCAUGACCAAAGAUCCCUGUCCAGCCUUUGGGGAAGUCGCCGCUCCAGCUGGAACAGCCUUGGCCACACCCCCAGUCUAAUGAGACGCACUCAGUCAGGGGAGCGUGAGUCGUUGCUUUCUGGAGCAGGACAGGACAGCAUGGAUGACAGCCAAUCAGAAGAUGGGAAAUCCAGGACUGGCAGUCUGGGCGGAGUUUCAUGUCUAGGGUCAUUUGAUUUUCCAGAGCUCCUCCAGGUUCCACGCCCAUAUUUGGAGUGUAAUGGCAGAUUAGAUGGAGGGUAUCCAUCCUCUCCAAACAUUACACGUCCUGAUCCACCAUCCACACAGGGGGCGGAUGAUGAUGAAUUUGAGGAGAGCUGGUGUCUGAUUGCGAAGAGACUGUUGGAGCCGUAUAAACCCCAGUGGUGUAGAGACCAUGAGGAUUGGUCACUUUACUUAUUUUCCCCCCAAAAUAAGUUCCGAAUGCACUGUCAGAAGGUCAUCACUCAUAAGAUGUUUGAUCAUAUUGUGCUGUUCUUCAUCUUCCUUAACUGCAUCACAAUCGCUCUAGAGAGACCUGACAUCCAGGCUGACAGCAUGGAAUGGAUUUUUCUUAAAGUGUCUAACUACAUCUUCACUGUGAUCUUUAUGGCUGAGAUGACUAUGAAGGUGGUUUCUCUUGGGCUGUAUGCUGGUCCAGGCUCGUACCUGAAGAGCAGCUGGAAUGUUCUAGACGGCCUGCUGGUAUUUGUGUCUAUUGUGGACAUCCUGGUCUCUCUCGCCUCCUCUGGCGGGAACAGAAUCCUGGGUAUCUUACGAGUACUUCGACUGCUCAGAACACUAAGACCCUUGAGGGUCAUAAGCAGGGCUCCCGGACUGAAGCUGGUUGUUGAAACAUUGAUCACAUCUCUCAGACCUAUUGGAAAUAUUGUGUUGAUCUGUUGUGCUUUCUUCAUUGUCUUUGGCAUUUUGGGAGUUCAGCUCUUUAAGGGGAAGUUUUAUCAUUGUGAAGGCUUUGACACUAGAAAUAUCACCAAUAAAUCUGAAUGCCUGCAGGCUAAAUGCAAAUGGGUCCGUAGGAAGUACAACUUCGAUAACCUGGGUCAGGCACUGAUGUCAUUAUUCGUCCUGUCAUCUAAAUUUCAGGCUCUGCAGAGACCGUACUAUGCAGACUACUCUCCAACACGCCUCUAUAUUCACACAUUCUGCACUAGCCAUUAUCUGGACCUCUUCAUCACCAUCAUCAUCGCCAUUAAUGUGCUCACGAUGUCAAUGGAGCACUACAGACAACCCAAGUAUCUGGAUGAAGGUCUGAAGUACUGUAAUUAUUUCUUCACACUGGUCUUUGUGAUAGAGGCUGUGCUGAAAUUGGUUGCGUUUGGCUUUAGGAGAUUUUUCAAAGAGAGGUGGAAUCAGUUAGACUUGGCAAUUGUUCUUCUCUCCAUUAUGGGCAUCACACUUGAGGAAAUUGACCUGAAUGCCUCACUACCCAUCAACCCAACCAUCAUUCGCAUAAUGAGGGUGCUGCGCAUCGCCAGAGUGUUGAAGCUGUUGAAGAUGGCCACAGGAAUGAGAGCUCUUCUGGAUACAGUAGUUCAAGCUUUACCACAGGUUGGUAAUCUGGGUCUGCUAUUUAUGCUGCUGUUCUUCAUCUAUGCUGCGCUGGGAGUUGAACUUUUUGGCAAACUUGAAUGCACUGAGGAGAAUCCGUGUGAGGGAUUGAGCAGACAUGCUACAUUUCAGAAUUUCGGCAUGGCAUUCCUCACUCUGUUCCGUGUUUCCACUGGAGAUAACUGGAAUGGAAUCAUGAAGGAUACCCUGCGGGAAUGUAAAAAUGACAAAUGCCUGAGUUACCUGCCGCUUUUGUCGCCUCUGUACUUUGUGACAUUCGUGCUGAUAGCACAGUUUGUGCUGGUGAAUGUUGUGGUCGCUGUGCUCAUGAAACAUUUAGAGGACAGUAACAAAGAUGCCCGUGAGGAGGCCGAGAUGGAGGCGGAGUUGAAGAAAGAGCUUCAUGGCAGUCGUAGACAAAGCACCGCCUCUGUAGGCGGAGCCACUGGGCUUGAGGUUUCAGCUGUUAAAAUUGAGACUUUCUCACAUGAACAGGGCCAAGACCCCAAUUAUGGCAACUUCCUGACAGUUAGCAGGCCAUCUAUAUCACGGGUGCUGUCCUUACCUAAUGACAGUUACAUGCUCUAUCCUGUUAAGCCUGUAUAUAGGUCCAUUCAGGAGAGAUUCUCCAAGCAGGAUUCUACACUACCAGGCUCCUCUCUCUCACUCGGCACCCAGCCCUUUGAAGAUAGUGCCGUAAUGCAGGUUCCAGGAACUGCAUCUCAGACAAACCUGGCCUCCAUUCCUGGUCCCCACCCUCUAAAUCAAAGAGCAAGAUCUAGCAAUGCCUUCAGAGCCCUGCGGAGACAGCAAGCAAUAAAGAGUGACUCGAUUGAUUCCACAAACGCUGACUCCAGAGAUACCUUACACAUCCCGAGCAAGCCCUGCUCCACUGAUAAUCUUCAUCUCAAAGUACCCAGCAUUCCCCUCACUGGUGGAUCUGCCCCCUGUUCGCCCCAGGCCUCACCCCCUCCUCCCCUCCGCAACCGGACAGCGAGCGUACAAACAAACAGACAUGUGUACAGCCAGCGCAGCAUCCCCUGUCGACAGGCCUCGUACAAGACGCAAUCUAUAAAACCUCUUGAAAUAACACACGCACAAACCAAACUACAGGAUUCGGAUGAGGUGGUCCGACUCAACAUGAACAUUACCCAAAUAAGAGCCUCUCAGCGUGUGGCACGCAGCUAUAAUUUGUCCCCUUAUGAACCCUUGCACAGUGGGGCGGCCCGCCAACCGGAUACCAGCGCUCAAAGUCUACGGAAGUACAACAGUAUGGAAAAUAAUGGCUUCCUAUCUCAACUCCACAUCCCUCGGCGUCACUCGACGCACGGGGAAGAGUUACUGCUUCAGCAGCAGCCAAUUUCACCAUCACCUGGACCUUCUCCAAUGCCCAAGAAGGAGAAAAUGAGCCCGCCGUGCAUCUCCAUCGACCCUCCUACCGACGCGGCGUUUCUCUCGCCAGCGGUCAGUCAGGAGCAUAGCACAGUCCUAAGACGGCGGACACCGGCCUUCGAUUCCUCACUACCACGGGAGUCCAUAGAACUUCCUGAUAUGCAGGAUGAACCUCUUUUGCCAAGUCAUUUGCCCCUCCCACAAUUCUCUUUUGACCAAUCGGAUGUAUGUUCGCUGAGCAGCCUGUCAGAACUGCUUUCAGAUAGUGACCAGUCAACGCACUCCUUCCCUCCUGAGGCCCGUUCGGGGGUCGUGGGAGAUGCAUCUCAGAGUCCACUCAGGAAGAUGGUAUUGGUCAGAAUGGCCAGCACUAGGGAUCCAGGAAAUGAGGAUUCGGUUGCCUAG
Sinocyclocheilus anshuiensis is the source of this 6169-nucleotide messenger RNA. RefSeq names its product calcium channel, voltage-dependent, T type, alpha 1H subunit b (gene cacna1hb). Gene Ontology annotation, biological process: calcium ion import across plasma membrane. The coding region runs from base 20 to 6169 and encodes 2049 amino acids. The transcript has 32 exons. The record is from RefSeq and is a predicted model, not a curated record. NCBI's taxonomy places the organism in Eukaryota, Metazoa, Chordata, Actinopteri, Cypriniformes, Cyprinidae. Gene Ontology annotation, molecular function: high voltage-gated calcium channel activity. Gene Ontology annotation, cellular component: voltage-gated calcium channel complex; membrane.